Molecule: messenger RNA, 545 nt
Organism: Protomyces lactucae-debilis
Lineage: Eukaryota; Fungi; Ascomycota; Taphrinomycetes; Taphrinales; Protomycetaceae
Product: 40S ribosomal protein S13
Exons: 2
Coding region: 1-456 (151 amino acids)
Biological process (GO): translation
Cellular component (GO): ribosome; cytosolic small ribosomal subunit; nucleolus
Molecular function (GO): structural constituent of ribosome; small ribosomal subunit rRNA binding
Source: RefSeq, a predicted model, not a curated record
AUGGGUCGCAUGCACAGUAAAGGAAAGGGAAUGAGCUCCUCUGCUCUUCCCUACUCGCGCACACCUCCAUCGUGGUGCAAGGCAGACGCAUCCGAGGUCUCAGAGCAAAUCUUCAAGUUUGCCCGCAAGGGUAUGACUCCCUCGCAGAUCGGUGUUGUCCUCCGUGACUCCCACGGUGUGCCUCAGGUCCGUUUCGUGACGGGAAACAAGAUUCUCCGUAUCCUCAAGUCAAACGGUCUCGCACCAGACAUCCCAGAAGAUCUCUACCACCUCGUCAAGAAGGCCGUCCAGGUCCGCAAGCACCUCGAGCGUAACCGCAAGGACAAGGACUCCAAGUUCCGUCUUAUUCUCAUCGAGUCGCGUAUCCACCGUCUCGCACGUUACUACCGUCGCGUCUCUGUCCUUCCUCCCACCUGGAAGUACGAGUCCGCUACGGCAUCCACUCUUAUUGCUUAAGAUGUGUUCACUGAGCGAGCUGCUCGUCACGACCUCUUUCUUCAUAGCAAUACACAUGCAUUUUUGAAAAUCUACAUCGUUGUCUUGAC